Molecule: messenger RNA, 1395 nt
Organism: Brugia malayi
Lineage: Eukaryota; Metazoa; Nematoda; Chromadorea; Rhabditida; Onchocercidae
Gene: Bma-lact-9
Exons: 7
Coding region: 1-1395 (464 amino acids)
Source: RefSeq, a predicted model, not a curated record
AUGCGCUGGUAUCAUUCCUUGGCUCUUCCGUUGUCGAUCACGGGCCUUGCAUUAGGACUCAGUAGCGAUCGUCAGUCAUGCAGCACAUCAGGGUAUUUUGAACAAAAGGAGAAAGCGUCUAACAUCGUAAAACAGUUCAUGGUGAGAAAUGGAGUCCCAGGGCUAUCUGUAGGUGUUUCACGUAAUGGUCGAUGUGUUUGGGGACAAGGGUUCGGUUACGCAGACGUGGAACAGUUGGUACCGUGCAAAAGCGAUACAGUGAUGAGAAUUGCCAGUAUAAGUAAACCAGUAACAGCUGCCCUUGCCGCACGUUUGGUCCAGAACGGAAAACUUCAUUUGGAUGCGCCUGUUCAGGACUAUGUGCCGGAUUUCCCAAAAAAGAAAUAUAACGAGAAAGACGUUACUAUAACAAUUCGUCAGCUUUUGAGCCACACAAGCGGCAUUAGGCAUUACAAAAUGCCAGUUGAGCCGACCGUAGAAGACUUUGUGAGAGAGCUGAGGAAAGCGGUUGAAACAGGAAUUGAUGGUAAUGUGAAGAAUUUAUUACAUAAAAUAGACGUUAAAUAUAAGGAGAAAUACAGUAAAAGUAAUCUAACGCGACAUCGAAGUAUUGAGGUCAAAGACAAAUCUGAGUUCUUUUCCAAUAUUCAUUACGAGUGUGUGAAAGAUGCACUGGAGAUCUUCAAACAUGAUGAAUUAGUAGCAGAACCAGGAAGUAAAUUCCAGUAUACAACCCACGGAUUUACUUUACUCAGUGCAGCACUAGAAAAAGCAGCCAGUGAAAGAUAUGUAGAUCAAAUAACAAAUUUAUUCCGUGAAUUAGGAAUGAACCAUUCAUAUCUCGAUCUUAACUGUCCCCUUAUCACCAAUAGAGCCAGGUAUUACUAUCGGGAUCAAGAUCAUAAAUUAAAGAAUGUUCCAGAAGUAGACAAUUCAGGCAAAUGGGCAGGUGGUGGAUUAUUGUCGACUGUCACCGAUUUACUUAUUUUCGCUAAUGCAAUGCUUUAUAGUUAUCAUGCAGCGCAGCAUUCGUUUGUCGAGAAUAAUGGAAUAAAGCCUUUGCUCGAUGCCGAAACCAUGAAAACGUUUUGGAAGGGUGAAAUUUCGGAUCAUCGAGGGAAUGUUUACGCUCUUGGGUGGUACAAAAUCGAUGGAGAUGAUCAAAAGUAUGGAGGUUUAAGUGAUACCUGGCCACGAAAAGGAGUUUUUUUGCAUACUGGUGCUGCUGUGGGUGCGUCAUCUGUUCUGCUUAUCAAACCAGACCAUAAUUUCGUCGGCACUGAUGGAACUUGCGUUGCUAUUCUUACAAACCUGCAUGAAUGCGGUGAGCUUACGCAGUUAGCUAUGGAAAUUGUUGAAAUUUUUGGUUGUGUUACUUCCAUCGAAACCUCAUAG